Cladocopium goreaui is the source of this 2150-nucleotide messenger RNA. NCBI's taxonomy places the organism in Eukaryota, Dinophyceae, Suessiales, Symbiodiniaceae. The record is from the annotation of a GenBank genome assembly.
UGGACAUUGACGACAUCCACCAGCCUUUGAUGCUCGCAAUGGCCCCGCCUUCGGAUGUCGCGACGAUCCGUCGAGGUGCGAAGCUUGUGGGAUGCCCAUGCCACAGAAGAGCGUGGCUAUUUGGAGCGCGAAGAACUCGAAAGCCUCCUUCGACACCUUCACCAGAAACUUGGUGGCUCUGGAGAUCUUUCACAAGAAGCCAUCAAGCGCUGUGCGGAAGAACUGCAUGUCGAUGAGGAGAGUGGUGAGUUGCGUCAGGAGGUGUUUGGAAGAAGAUUCCAGCACCUAUGGGCAAAGAAGGAGGAACUUUUGGAACUCUCUCAAGCCAAGGCCCAAGCGGCGACGAGUGAAGGCGAUGCUCCAAAGAGGUCCAGCUCUGUGAGCCCCUGGUUGGCUGCGAUGCUGGACACCGAAGAUAGACAUUUUCCGGAGGGUACCGCUUGUUGGGCGCGAGAUGCGUUGAUCAUGACAGAAAAAGAAGACUUGAUGAGUGCCAUCAAGAAGGAAAUUCCUGGACCAAGUGCAGGCACUCAGGCCCGACUUCUUGUGAUCGAGGGUGGACGUCAAGACGCUUCGCGUCUUUGCAUCAAAGACACUGCCGGCGACAUUGGUUGGGUGAGCAUAAAGACCAAAGAUGGACGCCCGCUUCUUCGACCUGCUUCUGCUUGGUUGGCCUUGGCAGAACCUCAGCAUGAAAAGGAUGCUGUCCUUCGGUCAGUGCAACAGCUGUGGCAACAACAUGGAGAAGCACAAGCGCAAGGCGCGGAUCUGGCAUCUGAACUCCUGGCAGCACACCAUCAAGCCCUGCAGCAAAAUGCCCAAAACUGGUGUCAAGAGCAGGAGAUUGAGCAGUUGGAAGAUGACUUAGAUGCAGAGGAGAAGGCUUGCAAGGCUUCCAAGCGAAAGAUCAAGGAAACCGAGCAAAAACUCGCAACGGAAGUGGAAAUGUGCAAGCAGCAGGAGCGGAAAUUGAAGCCAGCCCUGCAAGAGCAAAGCGAAUUUGCCCGAACAAAGACCCAGCUAUUGGAAGUUGAAAGCGAGGCUGGCCGGCUGCGGCUCGAACUGGAGGACGCCAAGGCUGCAAGUCGACAAGAGCAGAAGGGAAAGGAAGAGCAGCAGGAAUUUCGGCUGGCAUCCAUGACAGCAGCGAUGCACGAUGAGGUGAACAAGUCCCAUGAACGGCUGGCUCUGAGCGAGAAGGCAUUGACCGCAGCACAAAAGUCCUUGCAGAUCUUCGAGGAUGAGGAAGAAGGAAAACUUUUGAAAGCAGCAGACGAUUUGAGGCGACACAAGGACCAUGCCAGAGCGGAAGCCGCAGCUCUUGACCAGUGUGAAUUCAAACUGGAGACUGUUGAGAAACGUGAAAAGACCAGGUCCCUCUUUGAAAACGUGCAGGUCGAAUUCCAUCACAAGGAGAAACGAACGAACGAUGAGCUCCGUGAAGCAACUCAACUUCGAAACGAAGCUGCGCAAGCUGCUGAUGAGGCCCUGGCUUUGCGCAUCAAGUUGGCCAGAGAAGAUCAGGAUUUGUCUGCUCGGCAGGCUUUUUUGGUAGCAGCAGAACAUCAGGCAGCAGAAAAGCUGGAAUCUGCGUCAGUUGAACUGGACCGGGCAAGAAUCUUGACCCAGGAGCUCAAUAGAGACAAGGCAGAGGCCUUCAGCGAGUUGUCAGAAGCAAAGCGAGUGUCAGCGCGAGCUCGAGAAGAAAGGGAGCUGGCACACCAACAAUCAAUGGAAGCAGAGAUGGCAGCCUACGAGGCGAUGAAAGCGUGCAAAGCAGCUGAAGAUGAUCGGACAAAGGUGGAGCACUCACUUCUUUUGGUGACAGAAGAUCUGGAAAAGGCAGCGCGACAACAUCGAGAGGGACAAGACCUUGCGCUAAAGGGUGAAUCCUCGUUGCGCCAGAUGCAAGCAAUUGAAGCGCAGGUUCUUUUUGCUCUGCUGCUGACUCGACUUGCUUUCAAAUGGAGCGAAGAAAUGUGGCUCAAUAUAGCGAGGAGAACCGGCGACUGUCCCAAGCUUUAGCCAGCGAGAGAGCAGCAUGCACGGAAUAUCGGACUGAGAAGGAAAGGAUGCAGCUUGAGCUUCGUGAUUUGAGCCGUCUCACCCGUUUCGCAUCUCCACGGACGCGUUGAGUUGGGAACCAAAGA